AUGAGAAAUCAAGAAGCAUCAAUCAGAAAUCUUGAAACUCAGAUCGGGCAAUUAUCCACGCAAAUUUCUGAAAGAGUUCCAGGCACUUUUCCGUGUAAUACAGACACUAACCCAAAUGCGCACUGUAAGGCCAUUACCACUAGAAGUGGGAUAGUAAUUGAACUUGUGAUCAAGCCUUCAGUUGAGAAAAAGAAAGCCGAAGAACCUGCAAUUGAAGAAGAAAAAGAUAAGGAAGUUGAGAAAGAAUCCGUUGCACGAAAAACAGUUCCUGAAAAGAAAGAGUUCAAAUGGGAGAAAAAGAAAGCUCAAGAAAGACAAGAAAAGCCAUUGGAACUCUCACCUUAUGCAAAGAUUCCAUAUCCGCAGAGGUUCAGAGAGGAAGUCAAAAAGCAGCAGUAUUCCAAGUUCCUUGACAUUUUCAAGAAGUUGCAAAUCAAUAUUCCAUUUGCUGAAGCCUUGGAGAGUAUGCCAAAUUACGCAAAGUUUAUGAAAGAUCUCUUAUCAAGAAACCGUAAACUGAAAGAAUGUGAGACAAUGACUUUGACAGAAGAAUGCAGUGUUAUAAUUCAGAAGAAGUUACCUCCAAAACUCCAAGAUCCUGGAAGUUUUAGCAUUCCCAUAGAAAUUGGCAACAUUGAUGUGGGAAAGGCACUAUGUGACUUGGGAGCUAGUAUUAAUCUUAUGCCACUAUCCAUCUGCAAGGCUCUGGGAAUUCAUGAAUUGAAGCCGACUAAAGUUUCACUACAGUUAGCUGACAGAUCUACCACGAGACCAGAUGGAGUCAUUGAACAUGUAUUGGUAAAGAUUGUUAAAUUUAUUUUCCCUGCGGAUUUUGUCAUCUUAGACAUAGAAGAGGAUGUUGAAAUUCCCUUACUUUUGGGAAGACCCUUCUUAGCCACUGCAAGGGCUAUGAUUGAUGUAGAGCAAGGCAAGUUGAUGUUACGAGUUAAUGAUGAGACCGUAACGAUUGAUGUUCUUGAAUCCAUGAAACAUCCUUCCGACGGAGGAGAUUGCUUCAAGGUUGAUAUAAUCAAUGAUGCAGUGUUAGAUACAGUCGAUGAAAUACUCCAACCACUGAUGGAAUUGGAGUCAUUAGAAGAAGAUCUACUAAAAAAUGCAACUGAAGCAACAUAA
Gastrolobium bilobum is the source of this 1134-nucleotide messenger RNA. RefSeq lists its product as uncharacterized. The coding region runs from base 1 to 1134 and encodes 377 amino acids. The transcript has a single exon. The record is from RefSeq and is a predicted model, not a curated record. NCBI's taxonomy places the organism in Eukaryota, Viridiplantae, Streptophyta, Magnoliopsida, Fabales, Fabaceae.